Molecule: messenger RNA, 1544 nt
Organism: Saccostrea cuccullata (small rock oyster)
Lineage: Eukaryota; Metazoa; Mollusca; Bivalvia; Ostreida; Ostreidae
Product: ankyrin-1-like
Exons: 4
Coding region: 209-1522 (437 amino acids)
Molecular function (GO): protein binding
Source: RefSeq, a predicted model, not a curated record
GAUUCCAGUCUUCACAUCUACUCUGAGAGUGUUCUUAUGCAAGUGUUCAGCAGAGAAAUACACGUGCGUGUUCUUGGCUCUUCGACAAAUGUUUCUGCGAAGUGUGUGUGUGUGGAAGUAAACAAAAUAUAUGUAUAAAUAGAACCCUCUGUCUGCGAGAAAAUCAUAAUGGUCGGGUAAUGUUUGUAAAUAAGUAAGAUCCCCAAAGAUGGCAGACGACAUCGCUGCUGCCUUAUACCAUGCUGUGGACAAGAAUGACGUAACAAAACUGCGUCAUUUAAUUCGAGAAGGUGCGGAUCCUGAUGAGAAUUAUAAUGACAGUCCUGCUUUGUCUUUUACGAUCCUCCACUUGUGUUGUGGAAAAGGACAUUUAGAAGCCGCCAAAGUGCUCGUGGGAGCUGGCGCCAAUGUUCGGUCACGUGACGUAUGGGCCAUGACACCUUUCGUCCAUAGCAUCAUCUCUCAAUAUAAAGACGUUGUCGAGUACUUGUUGACCGUUUGUCCUGAGUUGGUAAACCAAGCAGACAAAUUUGAUAAGUCGCCUCUUCAUUUUGCGAUAGAAUCGGACAAUGUUGAAAUUUUUGAAUUGCUCAUUAAAAGGGGAGCAGAUAUAAACAGGAGCACAAUGUAUGGCAUUACGCCGCUUAUGUUUGCUUGUAUAACGCCAAAACUUAAAAACAGAGAGGAUAUGGUUCGAAUCCUUUUAGAAGAAGAAGCCCUCGUGGAUUUAAAAGACGUUCUAGAUUACAGAACUGCACUUCAGUUUGCUGUAACAAAAAGACACACAGAUGUUGUGUCGAUAUUGCUGUCAGCUGGUGCGGAUUCUAACAGUUUAGAUAAGGGAGGAAGUACACCCCUAACAAAUCUUAUGACUUCCUCGAUCCGCGCCACGUGUCUGGAUCCACCUGUCAGUGAUGACGUCAUGACAAUUAUUGUUCUUCUGCAGCAAAAGGGAGCUGACUUAAACACAAAUAAAUGCGAGUACAGUAACCCACUCAUGGUCUCAACAUUACUGAAAUCAGCCACACUCGUAGAAUAUUUCUUGGGUUGUGGGGCAAAUCCAAAUGUCAAAUUUGUUUCUGGAAUAUCACCUCUGUUGGCUGCCGUGGGUAACAGAGAUCUAAACACAACAACCCUCUUGCUGCGACAUAAUGCAGACGUGAGUGCAAAAGCCAUGGUCUGUCGGAGAAGAUAUGAAGAACGCCUUUUUGAUCCGUUUGAGUUAGCUGUCGAUCUGUUACAGUGGGACAUUGUGGACAUAUUGAUUCAUUAUGGAUAUAGCCUCUCUAAGCACAGAUACUUACAAGACACCCUCUACUCGGACGAAGCGCCCGAAACCCUUAGAGACCACCCCUCUGUGUUGUCUAAACUGCAAACAUCGGCGAGUUCGCCAUUCUCUCUCCAGAAAAUUGUCGUUUUGAAAAUUAGACAUAAUUUGAAAUAUGACAUAUCUGAAAAGGUGAAAGAUCUUCCACUGCCCGCUUCUUUAAAAAUGGCAUUGUUAUUUUUGGAAAAUUUGUAAUAAAUGUCAAUGACAAUUUUCA